Necator americanus (New World hookworm) is the source of this 1533-nucleotide messenger RNA. RefSeq lists its product as uncharacterized. The record is from RefSeq and is a predicted model, not a curated record. The coding region runs from base 1 to 1533 and encodes 510 amino acids. Gene Ontology annotation, molecular function: protein binding. NCBI's taxonomy places the organism in Eukaryota, Metazoa, Nematoda, Chromadorea, Rhabditida, Ancylostomatidae. The transcript is spliced from 14 exons.
AUGAUAGGUCUUACCUUGAACGUUGAAGGAUCUUCAGAGGCAGGCCUACUGUCAGAGAUCAACUUAAGAGUGAGAAGAUACAAUCAAGCCGUCAAAAUUAUGGAUCUGUCCGCUGUCGAAGGGCUAGAGAUUAUUGACUUCACAAAAAAAGAAAAGGUCGGUUCGCAUCCGUAUGAAAUUCGGCUCACAAAUGGGAAGAAAGUCCUUGUUCACGAAGAAAAUGCGUACGGCAAUUUCUAUGAAGGUGGUCGUUCUUUUGAGGACUUUGAAGGAAACAAGGAGACGACGCUAUUUGAAUUCCAAUUUGACUUUCAAGUUCAUCGAGAUGGCCUAAAGGAAAUGAAGGUUGUGGGAGACACAAUCCAUUCAAAUCCUAUGGCGGUAUAUCACGUUAACGUCCUGUGGUGUUACUCAUACGGCCUCUCGGUUGUCCAAGAAGAUGACAGCGAUCUGCUGUGUCAGUUCGAAAUGAUAUCAAUUGGUCCUUCAUUUUCGAAGAAGCCAAAAACCAUACGAGGAGGCGCUGGAAACAACUGUCCUCCUAAUCAGCGCGCACCACACAUCAAGUAUAUUACAUUAACCAUAAAGGGAAAAGAUGAAACACAAGUUCCUUUGGUACAAAUCGGUGACCGCUAUGUUGCUGACUCUCUUCUGUCUCUAAGUCUUUUAAAUGCAGUAAUGAAAGAAAUGUCAACACUCACCAUGAGAGUUCGACUCACUAUUCCACGUUCAUACUUUACCCUGGACACGCUGGUGAACCUAAACUUGAAGCAGCCUAAUGCUUCACCAGCUGCCGAAAAAGUACUAGCAACAAUUUUGGCCGGAGAAAAGCCACCUGCAUUUGAUUGGGUAAUCACUGUUGGCGAAGGAUCACCACGAGAAUAUUUCGUACAUAGAAAAGUCCUCGCUGAUGCAAGCCCCACCCUUGAAGUGAUUUUCAACACCCAUACUUCACUUCCCACUGAGCAGCUUUUGAUGGUCUCUCAUGAGGAUCGCUUCAUUCUAACCUCCACCCAUGCAAGUGAUAUGAAGACGAUCCUCACAUACUUCUACCUUCGUCAGUUCUUACUUCCUUCGUUCGAUACCUUCGCUCGCGUGGGCCGUACACUUUGCUGCCUCUUUUCGUCGGACACUGUAUCAAAGUUCUUCGAACACUGGCAGGUUGCCAUUGUAAACGAUCUGCUGAAGCUGAAUAAGAAAGAAUUCGAGACUACACUUCUGUCGAGUGCACGCCACUUGAUUUCGAUAUUUUCUGCUCCAUACGGUGCGCUUCCAGUGGCAAAGAGAGUAGCUGUUGCAACAAUGGCCGACACGUGGCAAAUGGCUGAAGCAGCUGGAAUCAAUGUUGAAGAGGUCUUCAGCAACGCAGAUAAUCUUCCAGCGGGCAUGAUGGAGAAGCGUCGGGAAAUUCCGAACCGUUGUCAGUGGCGUCAGAAAAACGGGGCUCUGAACUACGAACAACUUUUGAUAGCUUGGAACAUGUCAUCCAUUACUUUCGUUAUGAUAAAAUAUUCGAGAUUUGAAGUUUAUUGA